UUACCUUGAAAAUUGUCAGAGCAGUAUAGCUUCUUGUCGUGUGUAACAGUCCAGCAUGGCUUCUUACUACUAUGACGAGGAAGCAGGCCUGCUGGGAAGCUCAAAGGAGCACUACUCGUUUGAGUUUGCCCAACGCCAAGUGCGUCAGGGAUUCGUCCGUAAGGUUCUAGGUCUGCUGGGUCUGCAGCUCCUCUUCACCGCCGGCGUCACCGCGCUCUUCCUCUUCAACCACUCCGUCAAGUCCUACGUUUUCACCCAACAAUGGCCGCUAUGGACCUCCUUCGGCCUCUCCAUGGCCAUCAUCAUUGCUCUGGGCUGCAGCGAGAACCUCCGCCGCAGCCACCCCCACAACCUCCUCGCACUGGCCGCCUUCACCGUGUGUGAGGCGGUGCUGGUGGCCUCAGCGGCGGCCACCUACAAUGCGGGGGUAGUGCUGCUGGCGGUGGGCAUGACGGCGGUGGUGGUCCUGGGCUGCGCCGUCUUCGCCACUCAGUCGCGAGUGGACCUCACCCUCUCCUCCGGCGCGCUGCUGUCCGGCUGCCUGGCGCUGCUGGCGGGUCUCACCCUCAACCUCAUCCUGCGCGCCCCCGGGCUGCAGCUGGCGCUGUGUGUGGGCUGCGUGUUCCUGUUCUCCAUGUACCUGGUGUUCGACCUGCAGCUCCUAAUGGGCGGCUUCAAGUACGAGCUGUCGGCUGACGAGUACGUGUUCGCCGCGCUGAACCUGUACCUGGACAUCAUCAACAUCUUCCUCUACCUGCUGCAGCUGCUGGGCUCGCAGAGGGGGGACUGAGGGGGGUCGGGAUUGGCUGGUGGGGACUGAGAGGAUGAUGGUGGCAGUGAGAAAAAGGAAGAAACGACGGAUGGCUGUACGACAGGGUAUAGACUGUACACCAUGGGUUGGAGGAGAGGAAGAGGCAGACGGGGAGGAGGGGUUGGUUGAGGCGCUGUGUGAAGGGCUGCUGCGCGCUAUAGGGUUGUUGUGGUGGCAAGAGGGACACACCGAGGAGAGCACAGCAGGAGCAGGUUAUGGCUGCCGGAAGAUUUCCGGAGGAAAGAAAGGCGGGGGGAGGAGUGGGAGGAGUUAAAAGGGGACAUCGGAAGGAUGCCAAUUGUGCUGUGUGUUGCAUGUGUGUGUUUGCGUGUCACCUCCCUGAGAAAGCGAUGAGUCCGAAAAGCCAGCGCCGCGGGGGCCGGUUGCUGCCACGCCGCCUAUUGUGGGGUAUAGGAGCCCCGUUUCGUGUUGCCACAUACCUUGGUAAUAGGCAUGGCAUGAGGGCGCGUGACUGGUAUUGGUGUGGUUCAGGUUGAUGUGCGAUUGCGGAAUACGGUAAAGAGCCUUGCAUGCAGUCAGGGAAGACGCCGAGGGAGCGUUGUGGGGCGGAACCGGUACCCUCCUCCUUGAGGUUUGUGCGACCUGCGGGGCUCUCCGGGGCGUGUGCGUAUGUGUUUUUUGGUGGGGAUGGGUUCGUCCUUUGGCUGCAGGGCUCACGGUAUGAGACCUUCCUCGUCAGUGGGACACAUGUGCGCACGUGGCUCUCAACCCUCAAUCUUUUGAUGGAUGGAUGGGUGGAUGCAGGAACCCUGGAACAGUGGAGCGGCUGUGGGUUGUGGGAGGCGUGCAUGCUUGAAGGGCGCAUGGGGACCAUGGGAAGCGGAU
This is a messenger RNA of Astrephomene gubernaculifera, 1657 nucleotides long. The record is from the annotation of a GenBank genome assembly. NCBI's taxonomy places the organism in Eukaryota, Viridiplantae, Chlorophyta, Chlorophyceae, Chlamydomonadales, Astrephomenaceae.